This is a messenger RNA of Dichomitus squalens LYAD-421 SS1, 846 nucleotides long. RefSeq names its product tRNAHis guanylyltransferase. Gene Ontology annotation, molecular function: magnesium ion binding; tRNA guanylyltransferase activity. Gene Ontology annotation, biological process: tRNA modification. NCBI's taxonomy places the organism in Eukaryota, Fungi, Basidiomycota, Agaricomycetes, Polyporales, Polyporaceae. The transcript has 6 exons. The coding region runs from base 1 to 846 and encodes 281 amino acids. The record is from RefSeq and is a predicted model, not a curated record.
AUGGCCGGAAGCAAGUUUGCCUAUGUUAGAAACUUUGAGCUUCCAGACCCGCUGCUUCCGGGCACUUUCAUGAUUCUUCGCAUCGACGGUCAUGCAUUCCAUCGGUUGUCUGAGGAGCACAAUUUUGCGAAGCCUAACGAUGAAAGGGCCUUGCAACUAAUGGAUCAUGCUGCCCGUGAUGUAAUGACCGAGUUCAAGGAUAUUGUGCUCGCAUUCGGAGAAUCGGAUGAGUACAGUUUCCUAUUCCGCAAGAGCUCUACGCUAUACAACCGACGUGAAGCAAAGAUUCUCACAACGGUCACCUCUCUCUUCACGUCAUCAUACGUGUUCAAUUGGUCAAAGUAUCUUUCCGAUACACCGUUGAAGUAUUGUCCGUCAUUCGAUGGUCGAAUAGUGCUCUACCCUUCCACAACCGUAGUCCGCGAUUACUUCUCCUGGAGACAGGCCGACACCCACAUCAACAAUCUAUACAAUACGCUUUUCUGGGCUCUCGUCCUGAAGGGAGGUCAGACAACGACACAAGCGCACGCCGUUCUCAGGGGCACUGUGUCUUCUCAGAAGCAUGAGAUGCUCUUCUCCCGCUUCGGCAUCAAUUACAAUGAGCUCGCCGCUAGGUUCAGGAAAGGCAGCGUGUUGGUGCGGGAGGAGGUCCGUACGAUCGGCGUGGACGGUUUGGAAGCGACCCCUUUACCCGUCUCGGAAGAGGUUUCCGAGGUCGUGUCUUCAGGCGCGCCACGGAAAGCGUCGAAGAAAAAGGUCCGAGUCCGCACUACCAUCGAGCUCUGCCACUGUGAUAUAAUCGGCGACGAGUUUUGGAACGCUCGACCGAAUAUACUUGCCGAUUAG